Messenger RNA from Lycium ferocissimum, 611 nucleotides. Its product is annotated as stress-response A/B barrel domain-containing protein At5g22580-like. The transcript has 2 exons. The record is from RefSeq and is a predicted model, not a curated record. Lineage: Eukaryota; Viridiplantae; Streptophyta; Magnoliopsida; Solanales; Solanaceae. The coding region runs from base 100 to 420 and encodes 106 amino acids.
ACUCGAUAAAUCCUUGGCCACUUAAUUAUUUGUGUGUGUAUAUAUAGGUGGCUUUUGGGAAGCCAUUUUGAUUCAUUAGUUUAGUAAUAACUAGUAGCCAUGGCUGAUGAAUUCAAGCAUUUGGUUUUGGUGAAGUUCAAGGAAGAUGUUGUAGUGGAAGACAUUCUAAAACAGUUGGAAAAACUUGCUCAUGAAAUUGAUGUUGUCAAAUCUUUUGUUUGGGGAAAUGAUACUGAAAGCCAUGAAAUGCUUACACAAGGUUAUACCCAUGCUAUUAUAAUGACAUUCAAUAGCAAAGAAGACUAUAAUACUUAUGUUAGUCACCCAAAAGAUGUCGAAUUUUCGGCUUUUUUUGUCACUGUAAUUGACAAGGCUGUGGUACUGAAUUUCCCUGCUGUUUCUUUCAAAGCUUCUUCUUGAACUUAUGAUCAAUGGCACAACAAAAAACUAGUGUUAUGUGUGUGCCUAUGUUCAAAUAUGGUGUUUUUGGUUAUGAUGUUUUUGGAGGUUUUCAAGUGUUUGUAUGUGAACAUUGUUGUCUUUAAGACAUGUAUCAUUAUGAAGAUCUUGCAAUAUAUGAUAUCCAUUCUUGAAUGGACAUUUCAAUAGAA